Messenger RNA from Porites lobata, 2082 nucleotides. The record is from the annotation of a GenBank genome assembly. NCBI's taxonomy places the organism in Eukaryota, Metazoa, Cnidaria, Anthozoa, Scleractinia, Poritidae.
AUGGGCGGUAGCCAAUCUAGCUUGCCACCUGCACCACUGGGAUGCGAAUAUAUGUGUAUAGCUAUUCGCGAGCCAGACAAACUGCGCAUCAUUCUUGGUACUGAUCAAGAAGCAAAUAUAGUCCGCCAGAUUAUACAAGAAUCAUGGCCAAUGGGCAUUCAGAAAGAGUCCUUUAAGCUAAAUGGUGUCUAUAAAUUCAAGCUGAAAGGAUGGCCCUUUGAAACUUCAUCGUUAACUGAAGCCGUACAUUGCAGGCAAAUGGCAGAAAGAAUUCUACACAGGCUGCAUCGGAAUGGAUGGCAUCUUCAGAUUUCCAGCGAUUUAACUCAAACAAAAGAUCUUAGCACAUGGUUUUUCAGAAAAGUCCCAGAAGUAACAAAUUUCUCAUCUCAACCUUUUCUCGUUGUUGGCCUCAGCUCGUCGGACAGUUUGAUGGUGCUAAACGCCCCCGUGGAUCUCCAUCAACUCUUGAAGAAUGCCAUAAGUAAGUCAUGGCCCAGUGGAAUUCAGAAAUGGUCAUAUGAAAAUGAUGUUUUACUGAUCAAGUUAAAGGGCUUUCCAUGGUGUCCAGACGGCUCUGAAACUGUCCAUUCAAGAGUGGUUCUGCAAGCAAUUAUACAUGAUCUGUCUCAAAAACAAUGGCAUUUAUAUGGAAAUUCUAAUCUUAAGAGUACUGCAAACACUCUGUUUUUCAAGUACGAACCAGACAUGUCUAGCUCAAGCGUGAGCCAUCCUCUUCCACCUCCAUGGCACUUCACAAUCAGUCUCAACAGUAACGACUUACUGAGAGUGAUUGAUGCUCCUGAGAGCCUGAUCCCUACCAUCCGGGACAUCAUCCAAACCUCGUGGUAUAGAGGAAUCCAAGGCGUUUUGCGUUACGCUGGAAGCUGGGAGUUCAAGCUCAAGGGAACCCCUUGGUGGGCAGAUGGCCAAGAGACGGUAGAAGCAAGGAUUUUGAUUCUGAAGUUGAUGGAGAUGCUGCAUGCUGUUGGAUGGAGCCCUAUUGCUAGUAUCGACAGUUCAAGAAAAGUUUCUGAUAAGAGUUCCUUGAUUUUCAGACAGUCCCAACCAAGGCAGUCGCCCUUUUUCUGCUUGAGCUUGCAUAAAACCGACACACUGCGGCUGAUAAAUGCACAUGAAGAUGUUGCAAGGGUAUGUUGCAAGUGUAACUGACGCCUAACUAUUUUUCUUCAUAUAUACACCUUGCUAACAUACCUGAUACACGAAGAUAUCAAUAGAUCGAAUUGAAGGCACAACAAACCAAAAUCAGUUUUAACUCUUAAAACUUUAAAAAAAAUGAAAAAAGGAAGAAAGGAAGAAAGAAAGAGAGAAAGAAAGAUAGAACAAAAACUGAGAUAAUUUUUCACUCUGGCAUUCACUUAGCGUUGACGUUAUUUUAAUUUUCGGUUUCUGCUGACGAAAUAACCCAAGGGGUGGCCUAGGGUAUAGGUUUGUAACAGAUCACUAGAAUUGGCUCACAUUCUCGAACACCUGCCAUAUAGUGACCAGAAUGGGUUCUAUGAUCGGCCAGAUAAUCAUGGUUAUAAUUGGGUAGGAGCUCUGAGAGGCCAUUGGCACCUACCAAGCAAAGGCAAAACUAAAUACCCCCUGGAGAAAUAUGUCUUUGGACAUUAUAAAGUACGGUUAGAAACACUUGAUGAUAUUAGCUUUUUUAAGGCAACUUGUUUGGUGCACUAUGAAACCUUUAUUUGAUUCUUUCUCUCGAUUUAGGUUUGCCAAGAAGUUAUCCAGACACAAUACGUCCUUGGUGUUCAAAAAGUAAGGUACUAUGGGAACAGCCUGGAGUUCAAACUACUGGGAAAUCCAUGGAGGUGUGGCCUUAAUGGUCAUGAUGGCAUACAUGGCAGAUACAUGAUAUGUCAGUUGUUUCAUGCUCUGGCAGGUCUCUACUGGACACCAGUCAUAUCAGCAGAUUUGUCGGCCAAAUAUGUUGAAGUAAAUGGUCAGGAAAUCCCAGUCGAUGUCGACAGUAUAUUCUUUAAAUAUGAUCCUGCAGCUGCAGCAGCACUACCACCGGCCUUUCCACCACAAGCUGCAUAUCCCUUACCACCUAUGUUCUGA